Molecule: messenger RNA, 1052 nt
Organism: Aethina tumida (small hive beetle)
Lineage: Eukaryota; Metazoa; Arthropoda; Insecta; Coleoptera; Nitidulidae
Product: shootin-1
Exons: 3
Coding region: 49-951 (300 amino acids)
Source: RefSeq, a predicted model, not a curated record
CCAAAAGUCAAACAAACUUCCGAAUUGUCAGAGCUUAGCCAAAAAAAAAUGUCAAGAAUGAUUCUAUGCGAUGGAUCUCUUACCAUUAUUUGCGCAUUAUAUAAAGAACUGGAAUAUGAAAGGGAGAAGUCUAAAAUGAUGCAACGAGAGUUGGAGGUAAUCCAGAAAUUUAAUGGCAAACUGCUAAGCGUUUCAGGAAAGAUAAAGAAACAGCUGGAGGAUUCCAAACAACUGGAAGAAAAUCAAAAAAAUGAAAUUUUUGAGCUUAGAAGUGAAUCAGAAAAGAACAAAAAUGACAUAAACGUAAUGCUUGCUUACAGUGCGGCACUUUCACUAACUUUGAAAAUCCAAAUCGGAAAAGAGAUUAUGCUUUUGGCAGAAACCAGAGAGCUUAAGAAGACAUUGGAGGAGGAAAUAAACAAACAUGAAAAAGAACUGAAAUCUUUACAAAAAAAAUUUGAAGCACAAGAAAAUUAUCAUAUUAAAAUUUUAGAAGAAAGGUUAAAAAUCAUCGAAUUUAGAUUGGAGGGGGUUAUUAAUCAAGUUGAGAGGGCAGAAGGAACAAUAAAAUUCUCGCAUUCACUUCUAGUUUCUGCUACAUCUACUUCACUCCCUCCUCCACCUCCUCCACCACUGCCAACACUAACCCUUCCCAUGCCAAUAAGAAUAAUAAAAAGCUCUGCACUUAGCGAACAAAAUCAGGCGGGCACAAGUAGUGUGCAAAGUAAGGACUCAUCAAAAAUGGCAAAGAAAGGAUUGAAGGCGACCGUAAACGAUGACGUCAUUAAUGCCAUUAAGCAGGGAAAUUUUACUCUGAAGAAGACGAAAAAUAAGGAGGAAGAUAAAGAGAACGAACGCCCUAGAACGUCAGAAUUUUUAAGUGUUCGGUGCAAAUUGAAGCAGACACCGAAUAAGAGACAAAGCCAAUUGUUUGGUGAUGCUCUCUUGUAAAAUUCUAUUCACUUGUGAAUUCUUAGGUAAGGUUGUUUUUUAUUGAAUUAUUGUAUUUUGCCAUAUUUUACACUUGUUUUAUAUUAUAUACUUUUAACAUA